UAAUAACAAACAUACCUAAACGUAUUGUUGUCAAACAUGGAGAAAAAAAUAUCAUUUGGUUUUAGUAAAAUUAUAAAAAAAUCAAAUUUAUUAAUAAAUAAAAUAGAACCAAAAGAUGAUGAGAAUAAAAUUGAAUUAAUUAAAUGUGUAGAAGGUCAAGCAAUUCAACUUGUUAAAAAUAAAGAGGAAGAAGCUCCUUUAGUAAUUCCAUUAAAGGAUGGUGGAAAGACAUCUGCAGCACUAUUAAGCUUACGAACUAGACAAGCUGUCUUAAAUGGCGAAGAGGUUGUUUUAGAUAACGAAAAAGAAUCGGUUCAAGUUUUGCCGCCACAACCAAAUGGAAUCGAUGAAGAUAUAGAAAAACGAGCUGCAAGAGAACUUCUAGCUGAGGUAAGCAAAGGAGAUGAUAAUGAAGGUAUUGGACCUUCAUUAGUUCUGCCACUUAAAGCAGAAGAUAUACCAUUAGAUGGUGCUAAAGAAUCCACAAUUGACGACUAUGAGUCGAUUCCAAUUACACAAUUUGGCAAAGCGAUGCUUCGUGGAAUGGGUUGGAAAGAUAUACCCAAGAAAAAAGGAGCUCCCAUUGAAGAUGGUCCGACUUUAAGACCUAAAGGCAUGGGUCUUGGUGCUGAUAAAGCAUUGAAGCCUAAAGCUUUGUUAAUUCCUCCAGAAGCCAAUGAAGUACUUGAGAUCAAAAAAGGCGCUUGUGUUCGUGUCCUUGGGGGGAAGAACAAGGACUUGUAUGGUCAAGUAGAAGGGUUAGAUGACCAUGCCGGUCGAGUUAUAAUUAAAAUGGCAUUGGGAGGAGCCAAAGAAUCGUUUAACGAAUUUAUGGUACAACCAGUAUCUAAAAAGGAAUAUUCUCAAUACUCCAAAUGCAUAAACUCAACCAAGUACGAUGAAUACAAACGAAUGGAAAACGAACAUGGUCAAAUUGUACAUAAAAAAGAAAGCAUAAAAAAAGAAGAUACACAAUCAGAUGAACGUCACUAUUCGAAUGCCAAGAGCAAUGAAAGAAUCGAUAAUCGAUCGCAAGAAAAUGAAGGUAGAAAACGUCGAACUUCUAGAGAACGAAUAUCUGAGCGUCGUUCUAGAUCUCGCGACAGACAUCAUGAUGAAGAAUAUUCAAGAAGUAGUACAAGUCAUAAAAAAUAUAACAACCGCCGAACACCUAGCAGACAUAGAAGCCAAUCUAAUGAUUCACAAAGUUCCAGUGAAUCUUCUUCCCAUCGUCGAAAUAAACAUAAGAAAAAAUCUUCAAAGUCAAAGAAAUCCAAAAGUAGUAAGGACAAGAGACGCGAAAGACGAUAUUCAACAGACGGAUCAUCGGUGGACGAACGAAGACAUAAGAAAAAGACAAAAAAGAGUAAACGUGAACGAUCUCGUUCAAGGUCGAAAGGUAGAAGAUAAUUUAUUAUUAAGAACUUGUUACUUAGUGCGAGAUUAAAAUUGAG
This is a messenger RNA of Episyrphus balteatus (marmalade hoverfly), 1454 nucleotides long. RefSeq names its product G-patch domain and KOW motifs-containing protein. The transcript is spliced from 3 exons. The record is from RefSeq and is a predicted model, not a curated record. Gene Ontology annotation, cellular component: spliceosomal complex. Gene Ontology annotation, biological process: mRNA splicing, via spliceosome. The coding region runs from base 37 to 1410 and encodes 457 amino acids. NCBI's taxonomy places the organism in Eukaryota, Metazoa, Arthropoda, Insecta, Diptera, Syrphidae.